Helianthus annuus (common sunflower) is the source of this 1858-nucleotide messenger RNA. Its product is annotated as putative F-box/LRR-repeat protein At5g02700. Gene Ontology annotation, molecular function: protein binding. The record is from RefSeq and is a predicted model, not a curated record. The transcript has 5 exons. Lineage: Eukaryota; Viridiplantae; Streptophyta; Magnoliopsida; Asterales; Asteraceae. The coding region runs from base 143 to 1675 and encodes 510 amino acids.
CAUAUAUUAGGUUCUCCCCAGCAGACGUAACUAAUGUGUUGGUUUUAUUUUCGUUUUGCAGUUAGAAACCCUAACCCUUGAUCUCCGAAUAAUCACCCAUUCGAUUGUUUCAUUGAGGCAAUAAUUUAAGCAUUUUGUAAAGAUGGAUCGGAUUUCAGAGCUUCCUGAAUCCAUUAUUCAUCACAUCCUCUCUUUCUGUAGUGUGGAUGGAGACCUUGUUCGAAUGAGUGUACUGUCUAAGACCUGGUUUCACCUUACUGCUUCUUUUCCGGUUUUAAAUUUUUAUAUGGGUGACUUUGAAUUUAGAUCUCGAGAAAGUUUUUUCAAGUAUAUUGAGUAUACCACCUCAAGAUUCUGCCAUCAAAAUCUCACUGCAGACAGUCUCGUGCUCAGUCUAACUCUCCAGGAGCCUGAAGAAUUAUAUAUUUUUAACAAAUGCCUUGAACUAGUUCUUCAGAAAGGCGUUGAGGCGUUGCAUAUUAACUUGUUAGAUUCUCCAAAUGUUCCAAAGUACCGUCUGCCUAACACACUCUUAUCUGUUUCCAUGUUAAUAGAUUUGACCUUAAUUGAUUGUGAGUUGCCUUCUUCCUUGAUGGUUGAUACUAUCAAGUUUAAGUCUUUGAUGUUUUUGGAACUCAAUAGGGUCCGUAUAGAUGAUGAAAUGAUCACGUAUCUCACCACUAGUUGCCCUCUUCUACAAGUAUUUCAUAUUGACGAAUGUCAUGGUUUCAAAAGAUUUUGUGUUUAUGGACAUCAAAACCUUCAAGAAGUUAUUAUCGCAUAUAGAGCUCCAGUUGAGAAAAUAGAUAUUGAAGCUCCAAAUCUAACUAAAAUUGAGGUAGCAGAUUACGUUGGAAGAAAGCCACCACAAAUGAGCUUGGCUUCAUGCAAAAAACUAACAUCAGUGUCUUACAAUGGGUAUUCGAAUGGUUUUCCCGAUUUCUUAUCCAACUUCCCCUUCGUUGAAAAUUUGGCUCUGGUUUCUACAUCUAAAAGCAAUAACCUCAAGUUGUCAAGUCAUUCCUUGAGGGCUUUGUGGUUCUGUUCUUUCUGUGAUUUGGAUAAAAUCGAGUUAAGUACCCCCAAUUUGGGUUUAUUUAUUUACUCUUGUGAUGAUUGGUAUAUCUACUCUUAUAAUGCUUGGUAUAUCUACUCUGUGAUAAAGCAUUUACCCCAUUUGAAAGCAUGUAUGCGAUGCUAUGCUAAUGCCUCUAUAGAUGCUCGUUGGUUCCAAAAGUUGAGGCUCUUUUUGGACAAAAAAAAUGGUUUCAAAGCUUUGAACCUGUAUAUUUACACAGAUGAGAAGUUAAUAGUGUUAGAAAAGACAAAGGAGAUUGAGUUGCCACCUUAUGAACUCGAGCAUAUUGAGCUACAUUUUGAAAAUAGAGAAUCAUCGGAUCAUGCAGCUUUUGUGGAUGCAGUACUUUGUUGUUUCCGUCCUCGAUCUCUAACCUUAAGAUCAUCCUUUUCUUUAACUGAUUUUGAAGAACAAAGUGCUCUUGUCAAGUUUACUUAUGAGAAGCUACUUGAACAAGAAUUCCAAGGCCAUACCAAUAUUCAGAUUGUGUCGCCUUACUCUUCCAAAGCACAAAAGCAGUUUAAGGGCUUGAUGUCAUUGCCAACGCCAUUACCUCGUCAAGAAAAAGCAAUUAGCUUUAUAAAGGAAGAAGAAUAAGCAUGCGGUCAAAGGUUUGGUGGUUUGGAGAUUUUCUGAUGCAUUGGAUUUAGGAUUCUAUCCGUUAAUUUGGACUGAAGAUUAGAGUUUAAAAUUGGAAUUAAACAUCUAUAAGUAAUAUGCGUUUUAAUAUCUACAUAUGUAGUGAUGGUUUUUGAAUAAUGACAAUGAUGUCUUGACUAA